AUGGAUGAAAGUAUCUCCUCUAAUGUGGCAGAUGCAGGGGAAGUUAAAGAAAACGAAACGAAGAAAGAGCGACCCACAAGCCUCGACUUAGAUAAAUGCGACGCAGGCAAUGACGAGGAGGUUAAAAUUCAAGACGGCAAGAAAUCAUCUACCACAAGGUUACCUGCACAGAUCUAAAAUCAAGUGUUAGCGCUCUUUGGGUCAAACAGGAUUAGUACAGAGACCUCUUUCGCCGCCUUUUAAUUUGUGCUGUAUAUUUUCUUAUUUAAAUUAGAAAACCGAAAGAGUUCUCCUCCUCCCAAGAGGAUUUGCUGGAAAGGUUAGUAAAUUUUCAGUGUGGGGUUAAUUAACAGUGAGAAUAAUAGAAACGUCUAGCUCUUCAUAACAACAUUUAUGAACAUAUUUCUUGAUUUUUGCGUUUCUAAAUAUAUCGUAUGUAUGAUUUAACUAUUUUUUGCAAUUUUCAUGAAAUCAUUCAAUGCAAAACGGGAGCUUGUUCUCUGACACUGCAGUUCCGUCUAAUUGCUACAAUUUUUGAAUAUCUCAGACCCUUAUUUAAUUUGAUUGAUAUUCGAAAUCCAAAUUACAAUGCAGUUUAAGAUUGAAAUCUUAUGAAUGUUUAUAUUUAAAUUUCACACAAAUGCUGCUUUGGUUUGAUAACAUCAAUACGUACGGGUGAGAACGCAUGUACCAAUCUUCUUAGUGCAUUUACGGUGAGAGGAUUUCUGAGAGGAAAAUUAUAAUUACAAAUUGCUGUUUUAAAAACAGAUGUUUCAGGUUGUCAGAUCUUAUUAUUAUCCGUUUUUGGCUGCUUAAAACCGUUGCAGAUUAAGUCCUCAUUUAAAACAUGGCAUGGAAAUCGAAAAAACAGAAAAAUGAAGCUUUGAACUCCUUUUCCUGGCCCAAAGACUUCAGGAUUUGCAUCAGUUACACUUUCACUAUUAAUGUUCAGCUGAGUGUUUUUCCCCACAGCAUUUGCAUAAUCAUCAAUCAGUGAAUUAGUAUUGGCUUAGUGUAGACUAAGCUUUAUUUAAAGGGGAGAGCUUUAUGGCUUCUUCUCACAGUAAAAAAAAAGCAUAAUUUUUAUGGAAGUAAAUUAUGCACAGUAACAGGAGUAGUUUCCAGUGCCGUGGCUCCAAAUGUUGAUGUUUUAUUUCCUUUUAAACUCCCUUGACAGAAUAAGAGGGUUUUUUUAAUGUAAUUCCAAACAUUAAUUAUACAGUAAAACAUUUAUGACAACUGCACUAGUGAAUAAUAAGCUUGAUGUUGUAACUGGGAUAUGUCUGGUUUUGCCUCAGUUGCAGUUUCAAUAAGUUGUAUUGCAUGCAAUCUUGAAUUUUGCAGUUGCAUGACCCUUUAUACCUUACAAGUGACUGGCAUCUAAUUUCUCCUUACAGUAAUACUAAAACAUCAUUAAGAUUGUGAGAAUAAAGAAAAUGGUCACAAAGCAAAGAAGCUUUGAUUGCAAAAUAAAUUCUCCUUAUUAGUUCUAAAGGAAAUAUAUAGAAAAUAGUAUCAAGAAUAUGGAUACUGUUGUUAGGAUGAAAGGGUUUAAUAACUCAUUUGAUAUGAAUUUUGUUAUAUCUCAGGUGAAAAAACCCUGGUAUUUUUUUUUAGUGGAAAUUAUUAGGUUAAGGUUAGGGUCUGGGUUUGACCAUUGGAUAUAUUAAAGUUUUAUCAGGAAAAUAUUCAAGUUAGAAGAUUUUUUUUUUUUACCUCUCAGGUAAAAGGCAAGGGGUUGAUAAAUUCUUUUAUUUUUUGGAACAACUUUUACUAGAAUUCACUUUGGUUUGCACAUUAAAAAUAAAAAGUGAAUAGUUUUUCCUUUCAUGAACUGUGAUGGGUAUUUGAGUUAUAUGCUCUUUAACCAAAAGCAGUGACCAGUGAGUGUUUGAAGAUGAGUAGACCUAAUUUGAGAAUCACAGGAGAUUUUUCAAUACCUUUACAGUCUUGAUGAUGGCGAUGAAAGUGGCCAAAGAACUUCGCCUAGAAGGUACACAAUGUGGAUGACUGCUCUAGAAAUAAAUACACUAAACAACCAUGGAAAAGGCUUUGUAAUUACUUUCUGAAAGUAGUAGCUAUGCUUCUCUUGAUAUCUUUUAAACAAAUACACACUGCAUGUGGUCUAGAGGCAUUUUUGUUAUCCAACUGCACUAAGCAGAGUUCAAUAAUACUCAAAUUGAGUACAAAUAUCCUGCUUUAGGAUGUACCACAUUGGUGAAUGGUGCUUUUUGUGCACAUUGAUUGGUUGGUUCAGAAGUGAUUAGCAAAUACUAUUCACCUACAAGCAGAUGGAGAGACAAAAUUGUGCAUCAACAAUUUAAUUUCUGAUCAUUUUUAUUACACUGACAAGAAAUUAACUAAUUUUUUGGUUUCUGUGUAGUACGUACUAAAAUUAUUAUUCUUUUCAGUGUCAUUGAUAGUGGUGGAUAUUUCCAGCCUGUACCUUGCCACUUUGUGGCUUGGUAAAUAUCCACUACUUUUCACCUACUUUUCAGGGAAUAAUUGUUAAAUAUGGUCAUUUGUAGGGCACAACUUGCAAAAAUACGUAAUGAGAGUACACACCUGAAUGUCUAAUAAGUUAAAUGUACAUUAACAACCCUUCCUCUUGCCUCAGAAUUUUAUUAUUACUUUCCUGUCAAGAGGCAGGUGUAGAUGGUUAUAAUUAUUGUUGAUAGCUUUCUCAACAGAUGAUAGUACAUUGAUGGGGCUCCAAGCUGAACAUUUUUUAAAAGCCUUUGUUUUGUGGCCCAAUGUCAUAAAAUGGUUGUAAAUGUGGUCAAUUUUUGUGUUAUGAAUUGUAAUCACCAAUAUUCUUCCUAUUUCAGUAAGAGUAUAACACAUAGUCUGAAAUCAAAAAUAAGGGAUUUGAGUCCAUCAAGGAGAGCAACACUACCUAAUGCUAAACCAGAGAGAAAAGGAAGCAAAGCUGGGGAUAAAGUCAGAAAAUCACCGGUAAGUACUUGCUUUCUUGUACUGUGCUAUCUCACCUGUUUUAUUUUGUUAUAAUUAUUAUGUACGGUAACUCUCAUAGUGCUUAAUCAAGUUAAAUUUUUCUUCCAGAAGUCACCUGGUAAUUGGCUUCCUGCUUCAUUCAAUCAGGUAGAGAUGUGUUGAUUGUUAUUUGAUGGAAGUUUGGUCAAAUUAGAUAGAGGGGUUUGUCACUCAGUGAGUUCUCAUUGAACUGAACUUGAAAUUUGUAAUAUUAUUUUUUUUUUAUGGGGAAGGGGGUCAUGAUUGUAUCUGAGUUCAAAUGAUUUUUGGGAGUGCUCAAGCCCAGAUGGCACGUUUUAUUAUUAUUACAGACUGUAUUAUAUUAUUGUUUUUCUAUAACUGUCCUAUUAUUGCUGUAUCACAUCACUUUACCUUUGUAGAUUUUUUCUAGUUAUAAGACAAAAUGUGGAGACUUCAAAAGAUUAUUUAAAGAACUUCCUGAAAGUGAGCAAUUGAUUGUAGGUAAGUCAUUGUCAUCACAGUGUUUAAAGCAUACAAUUUGACGCACAUUGGGUGAAGUUGAACCUCAUCUAAUUUCUGUGACAGAGAAUUAAAUCAUAUAGUCACUAGAGUUUGAUGUACAGGAUAAACUUCUUGCAAGAUGGCCCCCAUGUUGCAGGACCAUAGUUUUUGUUAAUAAAGGUAAAGAUUGAAAGACCUGGUGAGAGAUUGAACACUUUACUUUUACAUGAAAAUUUGGAAAAUGUUAUUUGUAAACAAGAGCAACAAUAAAGAUAUAAAAAGAGAUUUAAAUGCCUCACAUAGGAAAAGAUCCUUUUGAAUGAUGCAAUCUGUUUUGCAAAAUAUUACUUGAAUUUGAAUUGUCCCAAAAUUGAGUAUGAUUGAUAACUUUUCUCUGUCAGAGUAAUUAUGUCUGUACCUGGGUGUCCUUGUUAGUUACAGCCAACAUUUUCUAGGUGUUAACCUUCAGCACUGACAGCUGAACUGGAUAAAACUUUGACUUGUAGUUCGCUUACAUGCAUUCAGUCUUUGUAUCCUAUUAGUUAGGACUACACCUAUAUGUACAUGUAGUAGUGUAGAACUUUGAAAUAAUAUUUCUAAUAAAAGGACUUUGGACUCUGGUAUUCCUACAAAGUGUUAUUUUGUCCUUGUUCUUGGUAGCUUUGUCCAUUUAUUUUAACAUUUAAACCUGCUCAAAUGUUCAUUAUACAUUACAAAUAAGAGUGGUUACUUUUUCCACUUGUGUCAUGUAAAGACAGAAAAACAUAGCUUUCUUUUUCAAUAGUUAGUAUUAAUCUUUUUUUUUUGUUUUGUUUUUCACAGAUUAUUCUUGUGCAUUGCAGAGAGAUAUUUUAGUUCAUGGCCGCCUCUAUAUCUCACAAAACUGGCUCUGUUUCUAUGCCAAUAUCUUUGGUUGGGAAACAUUUGUAAGUGCUUUGUUUCAUUAAGUUUAAGUUAUAUGCAAUUUGACUCAGUGUUCCUAUUGAUUGCCUCACAAUUUCUCAAUGAACAUGGGCUUUGUAGCAUGAUGAUCUUUGUUUACAAAGAUUUUCCCCACUUGUAUCUGAUGACAAACCUCUAAAUUUUUUCUGCCACAGAAAUGAUGUACCUCAGAAUGCAUUUUUAUGUGACAAGUUAUUUUUUCACUGGUUGAAAUUAAAGAUAUGUGGCACUGAAUCAAACAAGUUUUCUUUUGGUUAGAAAAGCACAGAAUUAUUCACUGAGUGAGUGACUCAUUUGCAUUCAGAGUCACCAUAAAAGCUUGUUUCUACACUUCGGGUGUCAACAAGUUAAAAAAGGAGGAGGAGUGGUGAAGAAACACUUGAAAACUACCACUCAUUCAAAUGCUCAAUGAUGUUACCUGUAAGGAAUAAGAAACCUUCCAAGAUGGAACCUUUUGAAAAAAUCAACAAAGACUUCAGACUCUAACAACCAAUUUGAGUGUAUUUGGAGUGAUUGCUAUAUUAAUUGAUCAACUUUGGUCAAGUUGGAAUUGGAUGUUUGUUUUUGGGCUGGUACUUCAAUUUGUUUGGAUCAAUUUCCCAGAGCUUGACUUGUGGCCUCUCUGAGUGAUGAGUUUUAAAUGUGUCUGAAUACUUUCUGUGUAUCCCAAUGUAGGUGACCAUUCAGUGUAAGGAUAUAACUAGUAUAAAGAAGGAAAAAACUGCGCUGGUUAUCCCCAAUGCAGUUCAAGUUUUUACAGAGUCUGAAAAGGUAAAGCAAAGGAAACACUUAGUUUAAAAUAGUUUUAUUAUGAACUCAAUCUACCAGAUUGAAACCGUUUUCUUUCCCUGUCAUGAUUUUUUGAGUCAGAGCAUAAUUUUACUAGUAGCUGGAAAUCACUCCAUUCCAAAUUUGUCACCAUGAAUGGUAACUUACUUCAUCUCAGUUGUCUAGUAGAUAAUUACUUAUUACUCACAUGGUCCUGGUGUGGUGUUUUCCAUUCAGAAUAUUUUGAACAAGGUUCGUAGGUAGUUUUGAAAUAAAAACAGUAUUUGUUAAUGACCUGUUUUUGUGUUUUCAAUUCAUAGUAUUUUUUUGCUUCACUGAUAUCAAGAGAUACAACUUACACUGUGUUAUUUAGGAUUUGGCAAAAUGCACUUUUAGAUCAGGUUUGUGACCUUUAUAUUACUUAGCACAUAUUUUACCUUUAUCCAAUGGACUUGCUCCAUUACUUAUGUAUGUAUCUUGGUGGAUCAUUUCAGCCCAUGACCCCAUCAGAACUUAUCCAGCUAGUUGGAAAGUACUCAGAAGGAAGAGAAGACAGUUCUGAGAAUGAUGAUUCAGAUGAUGAUAAUGAAAAACGUGGGGUGUUUGAAGACUCUGUAAGUGAGGAUGAUGUUGAAGGUGAAAUACCCUCAGACAGUUUAUCUUCUCAUAGUCAAAGCCAGAGCUCUCUAGGAACUGAAAAUGGACCAGGAAAUCAGGUAUGUUGUGGGUAUGAUGUAAAAGCCCUGACAGAAGAGUGUUUGUGUGUGUCUGAGGGAAAGGAGGGGGGAGGGGGGCAGAAUGGUGGUACUUGGGUGUUCUACUUACUGAUUGUUGAAAAUACAGUUACAGCUAAUUUGCUAAGUCAUAGAUUUAGUGGGUGACAGUGUGUGGCCCCCAUAAUGUCUUUAUUUUGCAGUAUGAUGUAAACCCAUCUGAUGCUGUCCUAAGAUAUGUUGCUUAAAACUGUUGAGUAAAAUCUGUGGCAUUUGCACAAAGCAAUAUGUCUGUAAAGAAAAAUGGAAGAAGAAAACCCUAGUGCUUACCAAACUAUUUUGACAGAACAAAAUGGUCAUUAUUCCUUAUAAAUCUAGUGGUCUACAAGUAUUGAAGCUGAUUUGUUGUUACCCAGUUACUUGUCAGUGAAAGUAUCCCUUACAGUUACUCUACCCAAUUUACAAAAAACUUGGUGAGGAUAAUAACUAGAUGCCUUGACCACUCAGUUAGUUAUCUACUUACCGAGUCUCCUGGAAGAGUUUAUCUUAGAGUAAGGGAUACUUACAUACAUUAUGUGCAAUUUGUAUAACAAUCUAUAUACACAUACAUGUUUAAAGUGUAUGUGUGAUCCCAACUGUUGAAAUUGUACAGAGUGCAUACAUGGAAACAGUAAAGAUGCCUUUUGAUUUUUAGUAUCUUUAAAACACCUUGACACAAAGUUAGUGUCUUCCCAUUGCAUCAGACAAUGCAUCAUGCAAUGCUUGUCCAACAAUCACAAUUUUUUUUUGAUCAAGUCAUGUGUGUCAAGAAGUUAACACAUGCAACUCUUCCCCAUUAGACUAUACCCAGCAAGGAAGGUGAAAGAGCACCAAAAGUGGCUAUCACCCCACCUUCUCCAGGGGCAUCAUCAUCACCAGGACAGGACUCAGGCCAGUUUCCAGCCUCUGAAGAUAGGAAGAGCUCCAAUGAGGCCAUAACAGGUAGUCAUCCCCAGUCCAGAAUAUUAUCUCCUCAUCUACAACUUAAAAAUUGGAUGAGGUCUCCUGGUGUUAAAAAAAGAAAGGUGGAUGUGGAAGAUUCUGCCGAGACAAAGGAAAAGAAAGACCUGAGCAGUGAUCUGGAAGAAGAGGGUACAGCAUCUGAUAACCAUGAAGAUGAACUGGAAGAACGUAGGAAAUACAGCACUUGUGAUACUAAUAAUCACAAUAAUUAUACUGACGAUAACAAAUAACAUUCCCAGUAAUUUUAAUUCUAAUUAUUAUUUAUUUGAUAGCAAGAAGUUUGCAAAUUUGCAAUGCAACUUUGUUAAAAGUAAUCAUUCAGCUGCUGUUAAAAAUUAACCCUUCUUUAUGAUGUGCACCAGCUAUUUUGCAUGGCUUUUCCUUUUUUUUUCUUUUUUAAAAUAUUAUCACAAAAUGUCACUUUCCACUAAAGUACAUCAGCCCAUCUUGAGUUCAAACAUUGGUUAUGCAGGAGAAGUAUCUAAUUCUUAUAUAUUUGUGGUAUAUUCUCUAUUUAGAAAAAUUAGGUAAAAAUAGUCAAAGUGAGUGUUUAGUUUUAUGGCAGGACACAAAUAACAUGUCAGACUGACAUGCAUGGAGUGUCUCUCUUCAGGAUUUGAUUGACAGCAAAUCUGAGAUUUUGAUUAGCAUCAAACUAUGCUUGGAUUGGUCUCAAUCAUGAAAUAAUCUUCUUGCCAAGACUUCAAAUUUUCAGAAAAUUAUUUUAAAGUUGCUAGAUGGGAGAAUGAAUUCCGAGCUAGAAAAUAAAGAGUUAAGUUGCUUUAAGUUGUGAGAUGGUUUUUUUAAAAUUAAAUUAAAUGUAUUUUUCCACUAGUCCCAGUGAGUUGUAUGUGUGAGGCUCAUCUCAGCAAAGAGUUUUUUAACGAGGUAUGUAGUACAAACUUCAGGGCACAUUGAUGUUAACAAGUUUUUUUAAGCACUACAAUCUGUAAACCAGCUGAUUUGGAAAUUAUUUAACCUAACAUGUGUUAUAAGUACAACAUAGUCAUAAUCUAAGGAAUAGUCUUGCAUGUAAAGGAUUUAUGGACUCAAACCAGUGGUUCAAGAAUCAUAUUUUCAGAUUUUCUUGUUUCUUUGUCUUUGUUUGCAGGAGUUUCCUGUUAGCGUAGAUACGCUGUUUGAAUUCCUGUUCACAGAGUCUGACUUCUACAAAAGAGUACAAAAGGAAAGACGAACAAAAGGUGUGUAUAGAUGAACUCUUUACACCCUAACAUCAAUAUGCGUUUAUUCUCCCAACUGUUCUCUAUAAAUUUCCAAAUGUGCUGACGAGGAGAAUUUGUGUAACAAUCACGAACUUCUGGUCGAUGAUCAUUUCCUUUCUUCUCAAGACCUUAAUGUGUAAUUCAGGGUUGAUAUUGUAGGGAGAAAUUAAAAACCGGUCACUUUUAAGGGUCACUCUUUACCUGUUGUUUUCAUCGUAGUUCAUUUAUUUGAAGUAACACUUUCCUUACCGAAGAAAAAAAUAAGCAAGUUGACGCCCACUCUUUUCUUUGAAAGUUACGCAAGUCCAUUUAGGGAGUUUCAUAACGAUUUUUCGAGUCAUUUAUUUAGUUACGAGAAACUCAACUAGCUUCAACUUGAUUGACCAGAUAAUAUCACUGAGGUGGACAGAAUAGAAAACUGAACGCACGCAGCUGUAAAUAAAGAAACAACAAGGCUGGAUAAUGAAAACUGGUUGUCGGUUGUUCUGAAGUAGAUUUGCGACAAGUAAUAAGUUACUUCGCCGCAAUCGGAGAAGAUUAGUGUUCAACUUUAUGUCUUUGAAAUAUACAAAUCUGUCUUCCGGGCUCGAAAAUUGAUUUGUCAAAGCUUGCAUAAGGGACGCCGAUGUUACUUUGUAUACUUCACGGUUCCCGCGGAAAUGAGGCACAAAAAUGAGCUAUGAAUUACAAACAAAACGCAGUGCUGCUUACGUGUCUUACAACAUCUACACGUGUGUCAAGUGUGUGUAAUUCUUGGAAAUUACACACGUGCUGCGUGCAAAUUCCACGGGUAGUUGUCUCUUUUUGUUAUGUUUUUUUUAUCUCCUUGAAUUCUGUAUGAUUUCUUGUACACUCUGUAGAUCUGGUGUUUAACCCAUGGGAGGUAACAGACGAUGGUCAGAGAAGAACACUCACUUAUACAGUGUCACUAAACCACGCAAUUGGACCCAAAUUUUCGCCAACAACGGAAUAUCAGGUGAGCUUGGAGAUGAUUAUAUGUCACUUACCAGGGGUUGUUUUCACAAGUUUUCAUUUUCCAAGAAUACUAUUAGAACUCAUUUGCAUGACGAAUUUGAUUGUAGUUACAUUUUAAAAGGGAGAAAUAAAUAGAUUCAAGCUUGGCUUCCAUUGGUAGUCUUCUGCGCACUCAUUGUGUCGUAUGUCAUACAACGCGUAUGACGUUACAAAAUGGAUGCGAAGGGGACUAAGUUUCUACUUAAUCUUCUAGAAAUGUUUAGACGACAAAUUGCGGAGUAAAUGAUGGCGAUAUUGAUGGACAGAGUUAAGCUCUGUCCGAUGAAUCAGGGACGCUAUGAAAGUUUGAAGGAAUCACUCUCCAUGUCGUCGUCUUCAUUAAUGUUAACUUGUAUUGUGAUCCUCAGCAUUGCUUACCAGGAAGUAGUCCGGGAAAGCUGUACGUUGUACAAGCUGAGGUUUGUGCUCCUCUACUGUUUGACCAGAAACUGUAGUAACCCUUUGAUUAGCAUCUCAUUUCACCCCUGAAUCACAUACUAAGGUCUCAAGAAUGAGCGAAAUGAUCACCUACUAAAAAUUCUCUUGAUUUUUAAACAAGUUCUCCUUGUCGACAACUUAGGAGAUGUAUAGAGAACAGUAUGGAGAAUAUGCACUAUGAUACUGACGUUAGGGUAUUAAGGGUUGAUAACAUCUUUCACCGAAGCCAUGUUAGGUUCUUGUAUAUGUUUUUUUUUUCCUUUUAGCGCAUGGGUAGAACGGUUGGUGAUGGUUAUAAUAAAUUUUUCGUUAACUUCUGACUGAAACGAGCGAUUGUAAACAGUUUUAUUAAAGAGCUUACAAAAGAUGUAUUAUUUUCCGAAUAUGUGAGAAAGUUACUAGGUACUUUUUGAUCUUCACGACAAAAUAAAGUUCCAAAAGUAAUCACUGAUUGAUUUUGCACAACCUUUUCAACCAAUCGCCUGCAAAAAGGAAUAUAAAAAAAAAACAAACCAAAAUAGCACAAUUUGUGUUGUCCGUUGUCUCUGUUUGAUAUUUUCCUUUAUUUUUUUAUCGUAGCUGUGACAAUUUUUUAUUUUUGUUUUUGUUGUUGUUGUUUUUUUGACAGCAGUUGAUUGGAUCAGGUAUUUUAGCCAAAACUUCGUAUUUUUGAAUGUCUCGUUUGAUUUUCAGGUAAAAAACGAUGGUAUUCCUUACGGCGAUAGUUUUAGUGUUCAUUACAGAUAUUGUAUCACUCGCACUUCAUCUAUGGCCAGCAGAUUAAGGUACAAUUCCAUAGCAUCGCAUUUUGUAUCCCGUAUCUUUAUUAUCAGAUCGCUGGUAAAGUGAUGCUUUAAUUUGAUUAAUAAUAAUCAUUGUUACAUGGAAUUUAUAGAAUCUUGUGUUUGUUUAUGCAUGACUAGUUUGUGAAUCUUGCUCAACAAUAUUGAUUGUGUGACGCGGAGUGAUCGAAUGAUAGGUGGCGUGAUGCCAUGAACACAUCCUACGCAUAUUAAAGUUUCGUUCCGGUUAGCAGCUGCUCAAACGUAUACCUGUUUCAGUAGUAGUCUAAUUAAUUUAUCUUUAACCUACUGCUCUGCAUUGGAGGAAAAGCGCAAGAAACACUGAUUUAUGAGUGAAAAUUGCUCGAGUGUGUGCAUGAAAUUUGCUCAAGUGUGUGACGUAAAAUGAUCAGCCGAUAUGUAGCGGUAUGGCCUCAUUUCGGUGUUACCACAUACACGACACGUUCCCAAACGGCUUGAUGGAAUUUUUUCCGGUUAGCAAACCUGCUUCAACUUUACCGCAAUCAUUUCUAUUUGUUGUCCACUUUGGUGAACUAAAGGAAAAGCUUUGGAGGCAUUGAAAAAAAUAAAAUUCAUGAUGAUUCUCAAAAGUUGUGAUGUUUAAACAGGUCUGGUACACUUUGUAUGAAAUGAUGCCACAUUUGACGACUGAUAGGACUCCAUGUUUCAUGUCCUGUUUGUUUUGUUGAUGUUCUAUUUUUUGAAUUUACCACAGAAUAUCAGCCGAAGUCAACUACCAGAAGUCAGUAUGGGGAUUUGUUAGAAGUGAGUAUGCGUGAAAUUCUUUAAUCGUUAGACAUGUUUGUAUCUUGUGGUUGUAUUUGAGUGAACUAAUUUACAGUACGUAAUAUUGGACUCAGCUAGGCUAAUUAAGGUUACUUUGUCGUUAACCGUAUGUUUCUCGUCCCAUUUGGUUCCAAAACUUAACGAGAAAAAGAACUACGACCAACAUUGGCAUUCUGUUCCUUUGUUUUUUCGUGGACAUGUUGCCCUCUUGGCUUCAAAUUAGCUAUCUAUCUUCAUCGUUGGAUUAAAAGAGCCGUGAGUGUUUGCACGACUUUCAUCAAUUAUUGUAGACUUAUAAAGCCAAACAAAGCCAUUCUUCUCGCUGAGGCAGUUAACAUUUCACCUCGCGUUAUUAGAAGAACUUGGGUUACAUCAGGAAAAUGGUUUGCCUCGACCGGUUUUGCCCACGAGACUUAGUAUUUGUGGUCAGCAGUUCGUUUUUGUUCAAGUAUCGCGCAAAAUUUUCAUAAUCAAAUAGUGCUUGAUUUACUUCGUCUAAAGGGUACAAAAAGAAAUUAUUUGAGUAUCAAAAUUCCGUCUUUUUGUAUAAUUACUUACUUGGAAAUCAUUCGUAAAUCUCAGUUCUUUCUCUUUGCAUGAUUACUUAUUUGGAGUACAACCUCUGAUCAUGAUCAAUUAGAUGACUGCUUUAGUAAUUGUAUUGUUGUCCGACAAGCUCAUUCAAAUUUUGAAAGUCUUGAAAAACCUGAUCGUGGUAGUGCAUUUUUAAACUUUCGAAGAGAAAAAAAUCAAUAAAGGGAUAUAAAGGAGAUGUAUUCGAAAUGGGAAACUGACAUGAAGAUCUUCAAACCGCUGGAGUAUCGAACUGCAUAUGUGGUAGAAUCUCUUCGGCUUUAUUCGCCAUCUGUCCGGUUCUCGCUGUGAAUGCAUACACGAAUUCUGUUGUGGAGUCGAAAUAAUGUAUAAUUUAUGACACCCAGCAAAACAGUCGCAGUACUUUUAUUGUUGUGUUCAUGAAAUAUUUAUUGUAUGGGUCGCACGGAGGGUUUUAAUUGGUAGAUGGUUAUUUUCUUAGUGAGAUUAUGUCUGUGUUGUAUGAUUGUGUGUCGUGCUUGUAAAUUGGUCCCCGUGUUUAGAAAAGAUUCUUGUAAAUUCAGCCCCAUGAACCAGUUGCAACAAUCAGCCAUUCCAAUCCGAGGUUGUGGAUUAAGGGUUUGGAUACAUGUUAUUUUUUUCCAAAGUAGUUUGAAUGUGUGCUUUUAAAUUCUUCGUAAAUUUCGUUCGUAACCCUUCACCGAUAGGAUUAGGUAGACAACAUUCAUUAUGUAACUCAGCUCACUGAGGUUUUGGUAAUUUCCAAGGUCACACUGUUUUGAAAGUAGAUUCUCCCAACAUGUAUUGACUAGCGUGCAAAUCUAUUAGUUUUGAGAGAUUGGCUUUUUACAGGGAAGGAUGUAUUCCCGCUCUGCACUGGCGAGUGUAAAAAGCCAAUAGUACGAAAUAAUGUUUCAAGGCAAGUUCAUUAAUUCCAAGAUUAAGCUGAUUUCCAUAGAGUAAUGCUGCAACAUCAAAUCCUUGCAAUACCAUCAAUAUAGUUUGGAUUCUAGUAAGAUGGUGUCAAGCUGGCGUAAAAAAAUAAUAUCAAAACUAAACAUGUUAGAGCAAUUUUUCCUUGAAUUUUCAUCCUCAAAUCACAGUUCUUGUAAUAUUCUAUAAAACGACCAACCCAAACUUAAGCUGUUUUAUUUGGAUUGUCCUUUAACUUGGAUAAAAUUUUGUUUACAGCGGAUUUCUUAAAAAUCAAAUUUUAACGCCGUGUUGUUAAUUUUGAUGUUAGUUCCGAUGAUUUAGCUAAAACCUGUGACGUAUUCUGUACUUGAGGUUACUGGGAUGACGUGAAAUUUCUACAUUGAAAAGAAAAUUGGUUUUGUACGAGUUCUAAUCUCGGGAAUUCGAAUAUUUUUCUCAAAUCUUCGUCGACGCUCUCGUGUAUUUCAGACUCCAGUCAUCCAAUUAGAUAACAGUUCGGAUGCUGAACCGUUUGUCGAGUGUUGUCAAGUUGGUAGGGAGGUCAUCUUGUAACGCGAGGACAAUAAUUGCGGGCUCAGGCCUCAAACACUAGCACUUGUUGGUUGAUCAUAUGUCCUUCCCUGUUCUCAUGGGAGCUACCGCUGUACAGGAACUAACCAUAAACAGUUUUGCGUUUUGCGUUAUAGAUAUGAUAGAGAAGAAUGCAUUGGAAGGUCUUGAAGGUUACUUCAAAUUUUUAGGUAAGCUGCUAUCUUUUGCAUAUAAAAAUUUCUUCUCUUCAUAGGAAGUCUUGAAAAAUGCGAUUGUAUGAUGGCUUGCUACGUUUCUAAACGAUGUAAUGAGUAGUUAUGGCGUUUUAUCGUCAUAGCUGAGUGGACGAGACAAAUUAGAUAACUCGGAGCAAGAAUGAUCAAUGAUAAUAAAUCGAACUCGUGAUUUGUUACAAGCUAUAGGCCUUGAAAUCUUUCUUGACCACAUUGGGGGGGUCAAACAUUAUGGCCUUUAGGGAGGUUCUUCUCACAGCAAUAAAGCCUAGAGGUUGUGGAAGACUGGCUUGUUUAACCAUUCGGUUUGUUCUGGUCACGACACUUCUUUCAAUAGGAGUUCUUUAGAGGACAAUUAUUUGACCGCUACUGUUUCGACUGAUCGACAUCUCUCGUAUGCAAAUAUCUUACCAUCUCUGGGAAUGAAAACAAUGUUAUUUCAUUGAGUGCCGUUUUUUUUUAUCGAAACAAUGAAGUUAUUAUCGAGUAGCGAGGGGGGGGUGGUGAAGUGCUAUUGAUAUCACCAUUCUUCCUUCCCUGGCACUUCUCUUCCCCUUUUCUCAAUAAACUCGUACAACAUACCUCACGUGAUGUCGGUUUUUUUUCUCAUUUGGGCAGUGGAGAGUCUGAGAAGAGAAACUACAGAAGGACACUGGCCUAAGAAAAGGAAGACAUCGCCAACCAGGAGACAUAAGAGGAACCGUAGUAUUAAGAGCAAGGAAUCAAUGGAAACAGCCACGGAGAAGACUGAGCGUAAGUUCCGCCGGAAGCAAGAGUGAUUUAGUCAGGUUGUCGGAAGUGAUUAAACCGGAAAUAUAUCAGACUCCUCCUGUGACAUCUUGUUCUCGAAACCCACGUGAAUCUAGUCAUACUGAAUAUGAAUCUUGUCUUUCACUUAAUCUGAUCAGCAGACUGAAACAGUUUUAGUAAUGUGUUUGUUUUAAUCAGUUUGGAAAUUCAAAUUCGGUUGAUCAACAUGAUUGUGUGAAAUAAGGUAGCUUGUGACAAGAAGGUCUCUCGUAGAUGACACCUAGGUUUAUUUCUAAUUUGUUGCUGUUUCAGAGGUCCAAACAGGCCUGCUGCAAAGAUUAUGGCCGAAGACAGCAAUAUCUGGCUUGCUAGGGUUAAGGUGGGUGAUUUAAGAAACUCAUUAUUUACAUUUGCAUAAUCUGCGGUUGGCUGGUUGCUGGUUACUGGGCCAGCAACGCAGCUCAUUGUAGUAUAGACUCAUUACGCGUGACAAGAGAAGAUAAUGUUAAUACACGGGAACCCCCCCCUCUCAAAUAAGUCUUGGUCCAAAGGCAUCCCUCUCUGGCUCUGGUUGUCCAUUAUCUCACUUUUUAUUCUUAAGCUUUCAUUUGUUUUUCCUUUUCAUUAAGUCGUUUUAAUCCUUUGAGUGCAGAGGUCUGUUCUUCGCCUUAAAGGUGCCACACGCUUCCUUGAAAAUUAGUUGAGAGAAUUUUGUGUCAAAUGAAAAAGCUUUUUACACCUGUUUGUUGCACAAUAUAAUGAAAAUGUAAGGAGAAGGAACGUGGUAGAAUACUCGGCAUUUUCCUCGAAAAAAUAUUUCGGUACAGAAAAAGUAAAAACGUCAAGUUAUUGUGAUGUACCAGAAAUGGUACGAUAUAAGAGCAGAAUUAUACAGUUUUAUUGUGAGCGUAGCGCUGUUCUCUGGAAACGAUCUAUGACGUAACGGUUUAAGAGUAAAGAUCCUACAAUAGAAAGAAAAAAGCUUUUUUGUAUUUAGGUCUAACGAGGUGUUACGUGCUUCCCUUGACCGGCUUUUUUAUUUGGUUUUAUCAUUGUAACUUGCUUACUCUUUAUUUCACACUUACCAAUGGGAAACGGUAGAAUAUUGUUUUUUUUUUUUUCCCAUAGAUCCUAUGUGCCGGAAGUUGCAGUGAAAAACCCCCUUGCCUUGCUUGUGACAUUACUGUAAGUUGCAAACAUUUUCAUCUUGCAGCUUAAAAGUGGGAAAGAGAAAAGGAACCAAAAAAAAAAAAUAAUAAUAAUAAAGAGAAAAAAAUGAAACAGUCAAAUAUUAUGGCCUUUAAGGAGGUUCUUCUCUCAACAAUGAAGCCCUGAGGCUGUGGGAGACCGGCUUGUUAAACCAUUCGGUUUGUUCAGGUCACGACACUUCUUUCAAUAGGAGUUCUUUUAGGGGGCAAUUAUUUGACCGCUACCGUUUCGAAUGAUCGACGUCUCUCAUAUGCAAAUGUAUUACCAUCUCGUGGCUCUGGGAAUGAAAACAAUGUCAUUUCAUUGAGUGCCGUUUCUUAUCGAAACAAUGAAGAUUUUGUCAAACAGCAACAAUUCAUAAAGUAGCGAGAAAAGUUAUUCCAUUUAUAUACGCUAUUCUUAAGAGGGAGUUCGCGAAUCAUGUCCGAAGAUUCUUUUGAAAGCGCUUGUUCCAUUCACGAAGUGUGGUGUUUUCGUAACAAGGCACUGUGAGUUCUUAACAAGUUCAUCUUGUUUAUUUUGAUUAUACUCCUGAAUAACGAUAUGCUUAAUAUUAAUUUGCUACUCAAACGGCGGUUUACAACCUGGUAUUCAAAUAUGGACGAAACUUCGAAGAAAUAUUAUUUUGUCGAUUAUCAAACAAAGGAACAUUUAGAUAUCACCUGGUUCUAAAAGUUCCGCAUUUCUUUGUGUAGAAGGACGCGUGUAGUAGUUAGUAUAAGUUUAAUUUUCUUGUUCGUCGUUAAGUCGUCCGUCAGGAGGCAUUUUUCCAGUUUACAAGAUACUCGAAUAAUUUCUUGGUUCUCGUCAUUCCUUGUCUUCCGCUUUGCAUGCACAGCUGAUUAUUUCUACUUCAAUCAGUGAUAGUAAUUGUUGUUACUUCGAUCGCAAAUUCGAAACCGUUAUCGUUGCAUCACUGAAAAACGAGAAAGACAAUUCCUUGUGUAUGCGGUAGUUAAGGCAGCUUCGUUUACUUUUUUCAGAAUCCACCAAUUUUUCUUUGCUCACCGGGCAGUCGUGGAUUGUUUGACAAUUUCCGCUUCAGCCUUGCUUUUAAUAUCUUGGAUAACUAGCUCUACUCUUUACAGUUAAAAUGUUUUGAAAUUAGCGAAGUUAACAUUUCAAUUUUGCAUUGUUUCGACAAAUUAAAGCGAAACUCGCAGACGGGCCGUGACCGAAAUGAAUGUGUGAUGUUUAACUGGCAUAGCUCUAGAAACAAGCUAACGUAAGCUUAGUAGCUUCUGUUUUUAAUUUUUAGAAGUUUAGUCCAUCAUAAAGAUCUAGCAAGGGGUAAUAUUUCGGACAGGCCACGAUCUUCUUGGAAAAAUUUAAUUAGCUUUGAAAUAGAUGGGCGCUAGAAGCUAAUGAAUGGUCAUUUGUCAAGUAUUUUGACAAGGACGCCUUUUGGAGUUAUGUAUUCAGUUUUAAAAAUGGCGUUGAAACCUACAGCGCUUUUUGUUAUGUACAUCUUGUCUUUAUUUCGGUAAUGCGCUUGAAUUUUGAAAGCACGAAGGUACAGAAGUCUAUUAUUACCGCAAACAUCUGACUCGGUGCCUUGAAGCAGUAGCAAACGCGGAGCGCCGACUGUUGUUUAUAUCCACUCGUAGGACAAACGAUUUGCUGUUGUGCGAGAUAACCACUAAAUAUACUCUUUUAAUUUGGUAUAAGGGAUCCUAAAAAAAGAAAAAGAAAAAGGAACGAGAAUUUUGUGGGUGAUGAGAACUGACACGGAUUUCAAAUGAAUAACUUGAAAAAUUUAGGCAUAACUUUUCAAGAUGAACAGACUUUGACGUAGGUUUGUUAAUCCCUGGCUUAUAAGAAUACGAACGAUAAACGACUGUCAUCAAAUUUAACACCAGCGUAAUAGUUGUUAUACCAAUUUGGAUGUGGCCGACUUGUUUUCACAAGAACGACUGCAUUCAUCCUUUAACAAAUGACGUGUAAACCCCUUGUAAUCCGUGCCGCUGUAGCUGGUCACUCUACAGAACGACUGCAGUCAUCCUUUAACAAAUAACGUGUAAACCCCUUGUAAUCCGUGCCACUGCAGUUGAUCAAUCUACAGAACGACUGCAGUCAUCCUUUAACAAAUAACGUGUAAACCCCUUGUAAACCGCGUCGUCAUUUUGUAUUACGUGGGGUGUACAUCAUAAACGGACCUACAUAUCGAUGAUUUGAGUAAUUUACCUUCAGCUGGAGUGACACCUCGGUACACGUUUGUCCAUGUAGAAAAGCACCGAAAUGGCGGUAACAUGCUAAAGGAUGAUUAAGAAGACUGACACAGGUUGCAAAUUCCAAAUUGGAAUAAUUUAGUACACUUGAAUUACACAAUAUCGACAAACCACACUGUAAGUUCGAAGCAUGUCAUAACUGAUUUAUUUAAUAUGUUAGUUUUUUCGGGAAAUAGUCGAAGUUAAUCACUGAUGUUUUUCCUUCUCAGGCUUGGGGCAUUGCUUUUUUUGAACUUGGUUCUCGUGUACAGAUUGUUUUUACUUGAACGUGCGACUCAAACAGGAAUUUACUGGGAUGGUAGCAUCAAGUGAGUUUGUUAGAAUUCAUCCAACCGCUCCAUUUUCUCGCUGCAAACUCUGCUGUUUAGAUUUAGAAGUAUAACCUUUUUCCACUAUUUAACUGUUUUAUCUGGAUGUUUGUGAUUUACUUACCACAAUGUCUUCAUGAACUUUGACGCUGAGUGUAACUUUCCUUGCAACUAAUUCAUUUCAUUGUAGUUUAGGCUUAGUUAGGGUCAGAAUUUGCCAAGUAGCGCGAUUGAAGUUUGAGGUGCAUUCUGAUCUAAUACUCUUCUCUGAGCCUGGGGUUUUAACCUCUAGUUUACUGUUAAGAACAGCGUAACGUCAGUAAGUCGAUUGAAAAUCCCAGAAGAUUUUUGUUGGGUUCUGUUAAUUGUCAGGAAAUAUAAUAUUAUUGUCACUAUAAUACUGUUUGCUUUUGUUAGGGAUUUCCCUGCAGAUGCCAAGAAGUGGGCAGAACUUCUCCAACAACAGAAACAUAUCCAAGAGAUAGAAAUGAAAAGGUGAUUUAGUCCAUGACUAGCUGUUAGUAGCCUAGUUAUACUAUUCCUUGGUGUGACUCAGAUUUAGAAUGACGUGAGGUGUUAAAUCUGUUGUUAGUAGCGAAUCCUAGUGGGACUGUUUUCAAUUGUUAAUCUUCUAUGGAAGGUACUGUUUUAGUGCUAACAAAGUGGUAACUUUUUGGUUAACCUAUUCUAUAAUUUCCUUCUCGUUAAGUUUGCUUUCUUUUUUUUCCUUAAGGUGGCGAGAAGUCCUUGCCUCAUCAAUUCAACUUGUGAACCAGGUAUUGUUUCAUGUCCUGUCGUAAGAGUAAUCCCAAUGAAGAGAGACUAAAGUUAUGAUAUUGGGCAGCAUGCGCUGAUGGAAAAAUCCUCCUAAAUUGCGGAAGAGAUAUCGAUUUUUAUCUGUAUUCUUCUAUAACCAAUUGGCAGUUUAGGCACUCGUGAACAAAAGAUUACGUAACUUAGGCGCAGAAGUUUUCGACACCCCUCCCCCUCCCUUCCCUGAGCCCCUUCCGUCAGUCCUAUAGGGUGGGUGGACGUUGAUGCUCAAUAAGCUUGUCCGAACGAUAUAAGUCGAAAAAUCUCCACUAAUAUUCAAGGUUUUUUUUCUUCGUAGGUCCAACAAUCACUGGACACUCUAAAGGAAGAUCUAGACAGAGAGCAUACUACUUCUCCCGCAAGACCCUAGUGAAGAGUACGCAGCAUUUUACUUAUGUCAGAGACGAAAGGUUUGCUGUAAAAGAGGAAGGGUCUGGUACGAGACACAUCGAUUGGCGGAACUGUGCGUGGAAGAGUUUCAAGAAGGCUUUGCUGAGUCAAAAAAAUAGUCUUCUCCACUUAGCCGUUAAUAUUUUGGCAAUCCCCAAAACAAAUUAUCUUUUCGGAAAGGAAAUGAAUACAAAUUAUUUCUAUUUUUCUCUAAUAUUGUUUUAGUAUUUUCGGACAAAAACGGUACGUUGGUUAUACAUUUGUUUUCCGGUUAAACCGCGUUAUUUGCACCGUAAGUUCUUCUGUAGAUCAGCUUGAACGGGUGACUUUCUCAUCCCUCUAACCCUCAAAAUUGUAAAUAUGGUACAAGGAAUUAACGUUUCAAUGCAUUCGCCAAGAAAGCAAUUUACAAACGAAAACCUAGCCAUGUUGUGUCUGUAGCAUUCACUGACGGUGUGGUACGAAACCACAUUUAUUUACAAUUCACAAGGUAUUCCAUUCUUUAAUGGUUUUUAAACAUAACAAAAAAGAAAGUAUAGGUAAUGGGAAAAUCUGUACACACCUCCAAGAGAAAAAAAGGCAUUCAAUGCUGUCAACGUUUAUUUUCUCAGUUCUGUUAAAGUCGUAAAUGAAAAAUGUAGUCCCCUUUCCUUAAAGGUCAAUUAACAAAGAAUAGUAGAACCUUGCCAACUUAGAGUUAGCGGGGUUCUACUGUAUAUGCGUUUUUAUAUGACUUCCUUGUUUUCUGAUCUGCAAAACAGGACACACGCACCAAAACAUAGUCAGUCAGUCAAUCAAUCAAUCAAUCAGUUUAUUAACGUCAGGACGUAGGUUAGGGUUGUCCUUACACCAUCCGAGCCAGAGGCUCUUGUAUAAAACGCAUCAUCGAGAUCAUAGGACGCAAUUCAACGUUAUUCGAAGACAGAUUUGACCAUCGACAUAAAAAAAUAGAGGCGUUGAUUUUAAGGUGGCUGGAAACAGUUUUUCGAGUCAACUACCGACUAUAUUUAAAGCGCUCAAAUACCAACUCGCCCUCUUCACAAUUGAACCAAUUUAACACGUGUUUUGACCAUAGUAUUAAAGUUUGAAAUAGUAGGUGUGGCAUGGUAAUCACUAUUAUUAUGCUAGUGUUAUGGGGAAGUCCCGUAAGAUUUCUGGGGACUCAGAAAACUGUUUCUAGCCACCUUAAUCCAGUUUAAAUUAUGUAAGCUUUGCAAGUAAAAGAAAAUCGUAUCAUAUUGACACAAGAAAAUGCGUAUGUAAGUUACUGUUCAGAAAUUAGAAAGUGUAAUUCGAGGAAAAGUUAAUUAUACAUACCUCUGAGGUUUUUGAAUAAACAUACAUUAUAGAAAUAACUGCGAAAUGAUUU
Messenger RNA from Pocillopora meandrina, 20467 nucleotides. Lineage: Eukaryota; Metazoa; Cnidaria; Anthozoa; Scleractinia; Pocilloporidae. The record is from the annotation of a GenBank genome assembly.